Molecule: messenger RNA, 426 nt
Organism: Musca vetustissima
Lineage: Eukaryota; Metazoa; Arthropoda; Insecta; Diptera; Muscidae
Gene: MED22
Product: mediator of RNA polymerase II transcription subunit 22
Exons: 3
Coding region: 2-424 (140 amino acids)
Biological process (GO): regulation of transcription by RNA polymerase II
Cellular component (GO): mediator complex
Molecular function (GO): transcription coregulator activity
Source: RefSeq, a predicted model, not a curated record
GAUGAAUCCAAACCGUGCAUUGCCCCAGUCGAAGGAAGCGUUAUUGAAAUCCUAUCAAGUGCGACUGAAAGAUGACGUGAAAAGCAUGUUGGAAAACUAUGAAGAAAUUAUUAAACUGGCCAGAGGUGAAGGCGACUCGCAAAUAUCGAAAACCACACAAUGUGAGCAGGAUACGUAUGAAAUGCAAGUCCGUGCAGCCAACAUAGUGCGUGCUGGCGAAUCGCUUAUGAAACUGGUUUCAGAUAUUAAACAGUACUUGAUUUUAAACGAUUUCCAUUCCGUUAAUGAGGCUAUUGCAAACAACUCGCAGCUAUUUCGCGCCACACAAAGGGAUUGCGAUAAAAAAUUGAUGAAAUUACGUGAUGAGAUGGCAAUGGACUUGUAUGAUCUAGAAGAGGAAUACUAUACCAGUAUAUUCAAAUAAUA